Messenger RNA from Prorocentrum cordatum, 4272 nucleotides. Lineage: Eukaryota; Dinophyceae; Prorocentrales; Prorocentraceae. The record is from the annotation of a GenBank genome assembly.
AUGGCACGCCGCGCGUCGCCGCUGCGCGCCUGGCUGGUCGCCUCGCUGUGGGUGGUCGCUGCCCGAGGCGACGUCUACCUGCACAACCCGCGGGGCUCCAACAACAAGCUCUCGGAGCAGAACAACAACGUGGCAAACAACCAGCGCCUGUUCGACUCCCAGAACAACAACCAGGGCGGAUACCAGAUCGGUGACAACUGCCAGCCUGUUUGCCAGGACGCCAACCGCAACUACGAUGAGAGCCAGCCUGGUGCGAUGAAGGGCCAGCUGACCUUCUACGCGGGCUCCGAGCUCUACAUCGAGUGGGCCUUGCAGCACUCCUGUGGCUUCGGCAACCCAAACACGAUAUGUCAGGUGAUCCUGCAGUACAUGUGCGACAGCGAUAACCCAGGGCUGCGCGACGGCGUCAAACGAGGGAAUGAGAACACCGCCGGCGGCGAGCAGGAAAUUCCCACCGCAGAAGAGGCAGACGCCAAGAACGGGAACGGAGACUACCUUCUUGGACAGCAUGAGCCGCUGCAGUUUUACCUCGAUUGUCGUGCGCGUGAGCGGAACAAGGGCCUCUACACUGCAGACCAGAAGAUGAACGACAUCAGGGGAGCCACAGCCACGAGGCAGAAUCCGAACGGGAACGGCCCCAACCAGAGGAACGGACUCGAGUGUCCAGAGGAGCGGGACUACUACCCCUACUGGCAUCCCACACCCUGGCGCGACAUCGCCGUCAUCACCGACGAGCCGGACAGGCGGUGCGACUAUUAUCGGGCAGAGUCGCAGAACGUCAAGGCGAAGAACUAUUGCAGCGACCCGCAGCACAACAACGAAGCGGCCUGCGUCGCCAGCGGCGCGUCGUGGCAGGAGCAGCCCGCCUUCGAUGAGCCCCCGCCCCAGUGCGUCGCAGGCGUGAGGCAGCGCGACAACCACAACGGCAACUCGGAGGGAGCCCACCCGCAGUACUUCAUCUGGAAGAUCCCCGAGGGCCUGGAGGGCCGAUGCGCGCUGCGCCUGCGCUACAACAUCAGCUCUGGCGAUUUCCGCCCGGGGUCCACGGCGAGCGGCGGAGGCCCCGCCGACGAGGGGCGGAGGCUCGGCAGGUUGGGCAGCGCGGCGGCGGCGAGGAGGCUGGCGGAGGAGGCCUCGGGCUCGGUGUUCCCCUCGCAAGACAUCGGGAGCGACUACUUCUUCGUUGACUCCGCGCAGAACGACCCAGACCCGGGCAGCCGCCGCCGGUCGAUCUUCACGGGGGGUCCGCCCGUCCUGCCCCAGGACCCGAUCUCCGACUUCGUCAACCUCGGUCCUGACUACCUGCUCCAGAUGAACCUGAACACGGAUCAGUACAGUCGCACCUUCCAAGACCGGACCCACAGCUUCUACGUGAACGCUCGUCCUUCCGAGGUCCCCGACGGUGCCAGAAUUGUCAACUACAACGUGCGCGGGCGCCGCGGGAAUAUCGUGCAGGUAUACCCGGCGGUCGAGUACGACUUCGUGCCCAACGAUUUGACGGUGGAGGAAGGGGACUUCUUGCAUUUCCAGUGGACGGGUUCGGAUGCCAACAACAAGGGCAACGAUGGUAACGGCCGCCAGGGCACCGACCGCUCGAACUUGGUUCAAAUGGAUACGCGCGAGCAGAAUAUUCCGAUGUCGAAAGAAGGCCACACGUUGUUCUACGAUGCGGCUGGAGAUCCUGACAACGAGGAGGGCCUGGCCAACCUCCGCAAAAUGGCCUACCUCAACCAGAACUACAUCGUCACGUGUGACCAGAACCCGAACGCCAACGAGGAUAACAGCGUGACCGAUUGCCAGCAAUUGAACGGCGCUUCGGCAUACUUUGAUGGGGGUGUGAUCGAGAUGAAGCAAGUCGGCGAGCACAAGGUCAUGAGCACAAGAAACAACGACUUCUCCAACCGAUCUCAGAAAGCCACGAUCCGCGUCGUGUCCAAAAAGUGGAAGUGGUGGGAAAUCCUGCUCGUGGCUGUCGGCUCGUUCCUGGGGGCUGCUCUGGUUAGCUACCUCGGCGCCGCCGUUUACGCAUACUGCAACCCGCGGUCCUGGCUAUUUUCCCCGAAGUACAGGCCGCGAGUGCUGAGGUGGUUUAUCAGGCCGCAGACGCUGGAGGAGCUGGAGGCCAAGCGUAAGGCGUGCAAGUCGGGGGACAACCUGGUGGCCUCUGGCCAGGUGAGUGUCUCGGCGGUGGCCGCAUCGUCUGCCUCCGGGCCCAGGUCGUCUCACGAUCACAACUUCCCCUCUCCGGGCGGCAGCCUCACGAAGGCCUGGGGCAACACUUGGGCUGACCGGAUCCUUGUCUGCUUGGGCUUCGCAGAAGGACAGAGGUCUGCAGUCGCGCUCUACGUCAUGCUGAACAUCGUGAUCUUCCUCUGGGGCUUCUUUACAGAGGGCAGCCGGCUCAAAACCUGGGGGGUGAGCAGGAGCAGCGCCUGGGCGACGGCGGCUGGUGCUGGAUACGCGCUGAGCUUCAACCUGGCCGUGGGCAUCCUGCCCUCGCUGAAAAACCUACAUGCUGCACUCCGUGGUGGAGGUACCAUGUUGCGAGACUGGAUCCCGAUCGACGAUCCGUUCAUGAUGCAGACGAAGGUUGGCAUGCUCAUCGGCAUCUGGACGUGCGUGCACGUGGGAGGCCAUUUCAGGCAGAUUGGCGAGGUGGCACAGGGCGUUCCCCUCCAAGAGGAUCCGCUGGGCGUGUGGCGGCUGACCCUCCAGCAGAUUCAGUCUGGCACGCCCGUGGCCGACCAGUUACUGACGUGGACGAACUUCACAGGCCUGCUUGGUCUGCUGCUCCUCGUCGUGCUUUUCACGGCAACGGCGCCCCGAUUCGAGUACGCGCAGAGGGUCUGGCCGUGCCUCCGGCUGUGUGGUGGAUUCAACUUGUACCAGCGGACGCACAUGCUGUGGCCGCUGUUCUACCUGAUAAUGGUCGUGCACGGCACGCCCCGCCUCUACGCGUGGCUCUUCUUUCCUGUGACCUGUUACGUCCUCGACAAGCUGCUCCUCCUGCAGCGACAGCUCUACCCAGCGGUGCUCUUCAGUGCGCGGCUGGUCGGUCAGGACGUGCUGCAUCUGGCCCUGGAGGUACCAGAGGGAUUCUCUUACCACGCUGGCCAGUACAUUCUCCUGUGCUGGCGCGGGGAGUGGCACCCGUUCACGCUGACCUCCGCGCCCGAGGAGCGGCUCUUGUCGGUGCACCUCCGCGCGCCGCCAGAGUACGACUGGUGCGCCGCGCUUCGCCAGCGCGUGCUCGUGGAGGCGCCUAAGGCAGCGCACACAAGCAAGAUCAGCGGGGAGCCCGCGCCGGGCACCGCCGUAGAGUACGAGCCGCUUGUCCUAUCCAGCGGUACGGUCAGCGUGCCGCGGAGCGAGAGCAGGCCGAAGGACGACCCCAAGAGGGCUCACGCGCGCCAGGUUGACGACCCCACCGUCUUGCAGAUGGCGAGGCCCGAGGACGCCGGGGAUACCGUAGCCAUCAAGAUGGCUGGGCCGUUCGGCCCCAUCUCGUCCAGGAUCUUUGAGUUCAACGUCGUCAUGCUGGUCGGCGUAGGCUUCGACACCACGCCAGCCGUUUCGAUCCUACGGUCGGCACAGAUGCGUACGCAGCGGCGGGCGCAGAUGCUGUCCGCCACGGGCAGCAAGGGUAGGGCCGAUUUGUUCGGCGCCGACGACGGCAAGUCCAGCGCUGCCCUCAGCAACGACGCCAGGCUGAGGCAGAUGCGGGAGACGGCGGCCGCUCAGCAGGGUGCCAGCUCAAGGCUGACGUCCGUGGUGGGCGCCUCCAGGGCCUCGGGUGCCAGACCUUCGAGUAGCAGCGGUGGUGGCAGCGGUGGUGGCAGUGCUUGGAGCAGCGACCUCGCUGCCGCAGACCUCGUGCGGCACGCGGUCCAGGUGCCGGGCCGGAUCCACCUGUACUGGCUGGUCCGCAGCACGGCCGAACUGCAGUGGUGCCACAGCAUGCUCGUGGGGGCCGCGGAGGGCCCAGCCAAGGCCAUCCUGGACGUGACCAUCUUCAUCGCACCAGAGGUGGACACCACACAGCUUGAGCCGCUGCCUUGUCGGGGCGAGCAACGCCUGCACGUGGGCCGGCCGAGGUGGGGCGCCGUCUUCGAGGCCGUCAAGGCGGAGCACCCGGGCAGCAACAUCGGCGUGUUACUCUGCGGCUCUAGCGACGUGGGCGCGAAGCUCCUGAAGCAGGCCCGAAAGAGGAGCGACCCGCCGGACGCUGGCUCCUUGGGAACCUCCUUCUGCUACUUCAGGGAGCACUUCUGA